AUGAGACUGCAAGGACCAAGGAGAAGUACUUUUAAUGCAAGCAAAUACUCUUCAUUGACCAGCAUAUGCAAAAGGAGUCUUCUCUUUACUACUGCGGCUCCUGCAAGAAAAAUCUGCCUGCUCCUGUUGCUCUCCAAUCUGCAGAAACCCACCUGGAGUUCUCAGGUUGAAACUAAAAUUGACUUUGAUUUGGCACCAGAUUCCUUUGAUGAUCAGUACCAAGGCUGCAGCCAGCAGGUGAUAGAGGCGCUAAAACAAGGGAAUUAUUUCACAAAAGAACUGGAAGACCACAGGAAUUACUCCAGUGCCUGGCAGAAAGCUUACUUAACUUGGUUGAACCAACAUAAAGCUCUCCCCAGCAACAUGACUACUGCACAUGCUGUGGCCAUUUUGGUUUAUACUUUGAACAAAAAUGUUCGCUCGGAUUUCACUAAAGCCAUGGCCAGCGCUGGCAAAUCUCCCCGACAGUACCAUCAUUCGUUCCACUUCAAAUAUCUACAUUACUACCUGACCUCAGCAAUUCAGCUGCUGAGGAAAGAAAUCGUCUUGAAGAAUGCCAAUCUGUGUUAUGAGGUGUAUCACCGAUCCACAGAUAUCUCCUUUAAACCCCACCCAGGUGCCAUCAUUCGAUUUGGACAGUUUCUCUCCACUUCCCUCCUACGGGAAGAAGCACAGACAUUUGGGGACCACACAGUGUUUAACAUAUCUACCUGUCUGGGUGCAUCUGUGGAAAACUUUUCCCUCAAGAAGGAGAUCCUGAUCCCACCCUAUGAGUUGUUUGAAGUCGUAAACGUGAGCCACGGAAGAGGAAAUUGGUUGCAAUUGCAGUCAGCUGGAAAUCUAAGCACAUAUAACUGCCAGCUGCUAAAAGCUUCCAGCAACAAGUGUGUCCCUGCUCCUUUAGCUACUGCUUCCCUCUUGCUUUUGACCAGUGUCAUCAUCACUUCCUGA
This is a messenger RNA of Chrysochloris asiatica (Cape golden mole), 951 nucleotides long. RefSeq names its product ADP-ribosyltransferase 4 (Dombrock blood group) (gene ART4). NCBI's taxonomy places the organism in Eukaryota, Metazoa, Chordata, Mammalia, Afrosoricida, Chrysochloridae. Gene Ontology annotation, molecular function: NAD+ poly-ADP-ribosyltransferase activity; NAD+-protein-arginine ADP-ribosyltransferase activity. The coding region runs from base 1 to 951 and encodes 316 amino acids. The transcript has 3 exons. The record is from RefSeq and is a predicted model, not a curated record.